Grosmannia clavigera kw1407 is the source of this 1860-nucleotide messenger RNA. RefSeq names its product g2 mitotic-specific cyclin. Gene Ontology annotation, cellular component: centrosome; cytoplasm; nucleus. The transcript has 5 exons. Gene Ontology annotation, molecular function: cyclin-dependent protein serine/threonine kinase regulator activity. The coding region runs from base 1 to 1860 and encodes 619 amino acids. Lineage: Eukaryota; Fungi; Ascomycota; Sordariomycetes; Ophiostomatales; Ophiostomataceae. The record is from RefSeq and is a predicted model, not a curated record. Gene Ontology annotation, biological process: regulation of cyclin-dependent protein serine/threonine kinase activity; mitotic cell cycle phase transition.
AUGGAUGCAAAGCCUAGCUUCGGCCAGGCCAACAACGAAAAUAUGAUUCCUGCUGUCUUUGGCGUGGACCAACGAAACAAGGCUCCCGGUGUUCCCAUUGCCAAGUCUGCGGCAGAGGGCCUCAGACCCAACGCAAAACGGACAGCUUUUGGGGAUGUCAGCAAUGUCCUGAGCGUAGUCUUCAGCACCAGCAACGAAAUUGGUAAGGUAGCCGGAACACAUGCCACUGCCGCUACGCUCGUGGAUGGCAACUACCCGGUGUCAGCUUCAUUGGCCCAGCAUAGCAACGCCAAUAGGGCCAAGCAAAGCCCACGGCAGCACAAGAGCCAGCCCUGCCUUAAGAGCGCACUGGACCAGCAGGUGCAAAAGAAGAUUCUACGCCGAACCCAGAGCCGGCUUCCGGAAGACCGUCCGCAACUGAAGGAUGUUGUCGUCUUCACUGACUACAAGACUGCUGCCGGUCUCGAGCUCGAUGGUCUCAGUGAAAGCGACUUUCACGACGCCGAUGCCGAUGAUGCACCAUAUGUCAACGCUGUUGGAGCCAUCAAUAAAAUUGUGAUGCCUGCUUCGGACAACAAUACCGGCAAUGUUCGGGCCCAUGACGAAUAUGUGGCAGUCGGGGCUCACCAAUUACUAGAGCAGGCACCACUGGCUCAGAGCGAAUUUCACACGGCGGACGAAGAACAUCUGGAUUUUCUCUCAGAAGUUCCCACAGUUCCAACUGGUGGUGCCGCUGAAGCAGAAGAGCCUUGGGAGGACGACGGCGAUUUUUACGAGGAGCAGGGCUACACAACCGCUCACUCUUUCCGCUCACUAGGCGACAAUACGACGGGUGGCUCGACAACUAUCAUGAUGCCCAAAGUGACGGCUAGGAUCCAGAACGAGUUGGAUCUUGCCCGGUCCAUUGUCGAGGCGUCCCUUACUCCCGAGGAGAUCGACGACGAAGCAUGGGACAUUAGUAUGGUCGCCGAAUACGGAGAGGACAUCAACGACUACAUGCGGGAGCUUGAGGCAAAGAUGCUUCCUAGUCCUCACUAUAUGGACAUGCAGACGGAGAUCCAAUGGUCGAUGCGCGCCGUGUUGAUGGAGUGGUUGAUUCAAGUCCACGCACGCUUCAAUCUGCUGCCGGAAACCCUAUUCUUGACGGUCAACUACAUUGACCGGUUUUUGUCGUCCAAAAUCGUGUCCGUGAACAAGCUGCAACUGGUCGGCGCCACAGCUAUUUUCAUCGCAGCGAAAUACGAGGAGAUCGUUUGUCCGUCGAUUCAGGAGAUCGUGUACAUGGUCGACGGCGGUUACACUGCGGACGAGAUUCUCAAAGCCGAGCGCUUCAUGCUUAGUAUGCUUGGCUUUGAGCUUGGUUGGCCCGGUCCCAUGAGCUUUCUUCGUCGCAUUAGCAAGGCCGACGAUUACGACUUGGAGACACGGACUCUGGCCAAGUACUUCCUGGAGGUGGCCGUUCUGGACGAACGAUUCGUGGCCAGUCCAGCCAGCUUCUUGGCUGCCGGAUCUCACUGCCUAGCCCGCCUCAUGCUGCAUAAAGGCGAUUGGUCUAUGGCCCACACACACUAUUCUGGUUACACAUGGGGCCAGGUCCGGCCAUUGGCCAAUGUGAUGAUUCAUUGCUGCCGAGAUCCACAAGCACACCAUGCAGCUGUUUACGAGAAGUACGCCAGCAACAAGUUCAAGAAAGCAUCCAUUUUUGUCGAGGAAGAGCUCCGCAGAGGUUUUUCCAUGCCACCUCCGCACAUGCAUCGGCAACGGUCGUCACUGACGGACUCGUUUACCGACAACCUGAGCGAUUCCAUUGGACCGCUCCGCUCCAAUCACCUGGACAUACUGAUUCAAGCGCAAAGCUGA